Messenger RNA from Protopolystoma xenopodis, 417 nucleotides. Lineage: Eukaryota; Metazoa; Platyhelminthes; Monogenea; Polystomatidea; Polystomatidae. The record is from the annotation of a GenBank genome assembly.
AUGGAAACAGGGAGGGGAGGGGAAACGGAAUUUCUGCCUCUGCAUGACUUGACAAAUUCUUGCUCUAGGCUCAACACAGUUGCCUGGGCAACGGAUCAGCAGACGUGUUUUAGCUUUAGUGAGCAUGCAGACGGGGACAGCCGAGAGCGCUUGAGGAGGCUGGCAGGAUUGAACGGCCCAGCGACAACUUUUCCUGAGAGGAAGCAAAGUUUGUUGGAGGGAAAUCUUGACGCGAUGGGUGAAGAGAUUCAAAUGUCGGUUCCACCAGAAGACGAUUGGCUAUACUGGAAGAUUCAUGCUGACGCUGUUUCCGAGGCAAUCUCCUUCAGUUCCGGUGAAAAGGUUCUGAGCUUUCGUCCGUCAAACGACGGACAUCAUCAGAGCGAGGUAGCAUCGUCACAACAAAAUUCAAGCUAA